Molecule: messenger RNA, 941 nt
Organism: Saprolegnia parasitica CBS 223.65
Lineage: Eukaryota; Oomycota; Saprolegniomycetes; Saprolegniales; Saprolegniaceae
Exons: 1
Coding region: 1-906 (301 amino acids)
Biological process (GO): RNA catabolic process
Cellular component (GO): extracellular region
Molecular function (GO): RNA binding; ribonuclease T2 activity
Source: RefSeq, a predicted model, not a curated record
AUGAAGCUCGCUGCUUUGACACUGGUCGCGUCUGUGACGGCCAUCGACUACCUCGGCGGCUUUGUCGAGCCCGCGCAUAAGCAGUGCGUCGACAUUUGCAAGAACUCGAACCCGAAGCCCGGGUGUUUUAACCCCGCGGACGACUGCCACACCAAGCUCCAGCGACCGGGCGACUACGACUACAUGGUUUUCGACCAGAUCUACGCGCCGCAGUUCUGUCGCGACCUCGACAACGGCGUCGACUCGAUGAUCACGCACCAGAACGUCGCCAAGGGCGGUCUCGCGUGCGCCAAGCCCGUCAACUCGGAGCUCUUCAUCCACGGUCUUUGGCCCAACUACAACGCCGGCUACCCCGGGUGCUGCAACGUCACCGACGCGAUUCCGAACCAGCCAUUCGACGCGGCCACGUUUGCGACCAAGUUUCCGACUCUGUUCAAGAACAUGACCGAGCAGUGGAUCGAUCCCGCGGUCGGCGACGCCACGGAGCGUCUCUGCCAGGGCUACAACCACGAGUUCCAGAAGCACGGCAUCUGCUUUGGCGCGUUCGGCGCCGACUACGACCGCGCGGCGGCCCAGUACUUUCGCGCGGUCUUGGACGUCAACGUGCGUCUCACGGACGCGACGCAGCAGGUGGCGUCCUGGGCAGCGUCGAUGGCCGCCAACGUGACGCUCAGCGACGUCCAGAAGCUCUACCCCAAGAAGAUCAACAUUCUCUGCUCGACCGUCAGCGGCGAGUUGGCCAACCGCAUCGUGGCCGUCCGCACGUGCUGGUCCAAGGCCGUGCCCAAGGACAGCUGUGGAGAUGCCGAACUCAUUGCUGGUGCGCCGCAGGACUGCGCCGGCGCGCUCUCCACCACGUGCAACGCAGCGUUGCCGCUCGAUUUUUCGGCCUACUCGGUCUACUAAUGCGCCAAGUGGUAUACAUUGUCGUAACAAAUGCA